Messenger RNA from Caenorhabditis angaria, 948 nucleotides. The record is from the annotation of a GenBank genome assembly. Lineage: Eukaryota; Metazoa; Nematoda; Chromadorea; Rhabditida; Rhabditidae.
AUGGAUGAUGGACUCAGAGACCGCCCGGGUGCAACUUCUCGCUUUUUUCAUUCGUUUGAAGUGGUGAGUUUAUCUUUGUUUUUUUGAAUAUUUCAUAAUAAAUAUUUAUUUUUCUAGAAGUAUCAAUAUUAUUUGGAUCGUCUCACUCCACAUACAGCUGUUCGAUGGGUAAUUGCCUUGUUGUCUCUCGUAUUCUUCGCGUCAAGAAUUGUCUAUCUUCAGGUAGUUGUAUUUUUCGAAAAACUUGAGUCAUUAUUCGUUUUCAGGGAUUCUACAUCGUUGCUUAUGCCGUUGGAAUUUACUAUCUCAAUUUAUUCCUUCUUUUCCUUACACCUUCAAUUGAUCCAGCACUAGAGUUUGAUGUAAGUUCACAAAUUUUUCUGAAUUUUCAUUUGAAAUUUGCAUUUCUUAGGACGAUGAUGAGGAUGGUCCAGUUUUACCAUCAAAGACUAAUGAUGAAUUUAGACCAUUCAUGCGACGACUUCCAGAAUUCAAAUUCUGGUGAGUUGUUUACUCGUUUUUCCAAAUGAUUAUGUAAAAAACUAUUAAAAUGUGUUUUUUCAGGCAUUCUUUCAUGAAAGCUACAGUGAUCUCAACAACUUGCACAUUCUUUGACUUUUUCGAUGUUCCUGUUUUCUGGCCAAUUCUUGUUAUGUAUUUCUUCAUUCUUACUUUCCUCACAAUGAAAAGACAAAUUAUGGUGAGUAUAUUUUUAUUAUUUGGAUAUAAUUCUUGCCUAGCAACGUAUUGAUUUUACAUAUUUUUUGACAAGAAAGAAGAAAUGUAAAUAGGAUUAUAUGAAUAGACAAUUGGAAUAUUCAAUAUUAAAUGUGUGAAACAAUAUAUAUUUUCUUUCAGCAUAUGAUUAAAUAUCGUUAUAUUCCAUUCACUGUUGGAAAACCACGAAUGGCCGGAAAAGAAGAUACUGGAAAAGUUGUUGUCGGAUAG